GACGGCCGAUUAACCAACUCCACUCUCUCUCUCUCUCUCUCUCUCCGUAGGUACCAUUUCUCUAGUCUCUGCAGCGACACCCCUCAGUACAACGACAAAAGCUUCACUACUUUCAACUCUCUACUCGCUUAUCCUGCGCCGUCCCCCUUCUAGCAAUGAGGUGGAGAUCCUCCUCCUCCUCCCACCUCCGUCUCUCUCUCCUCUCCAUCUUCUUCUUUCUCUCUCUAACUUGGCUUUCUUCGCCCUUACUCGCUAUUGCCGUAGCGGUCUCCGAUCAGUUCGAUGGUCCCAAUACCACUGAAUCCAGUAAUGUGUCUCGUUCUAGGCCCAGAGAGGACAGCUUCGCCGGCAUAAUUGAUCGAGCUCUCGAGAAAGAGUUCACCGAAAGUGAUCAGACCGAAGCAAAUGAUGCGGGCAGCUUCAACAAUAGUGUUGCCGAACAACAGGCAGUUUUGGAAACUGUAGCUAGAGUUAAGUCCAAGAAAAACGACACGAAGGAGGAAAAGCCAUUUCAGCUUCAUCAUGUUUUCAAUUUGGAUAAUGACCACAGAGCAGAAGAUACCCCUACAUUGAUAGAUCGAAAGGAUAAUGUCUUUAUCAUAUCUAAUUUCAAAUCAAAAUAUCCAGUGCUCCAGUUAGACUUGAGAUUGAUAUCAGAUCUGGUGGUUGUCAUUGUGUCUGCAACUUGUGGUGGCAUCGCAUUUGCUUGUGCUGGACAACCGGUUAUUACCGGAUACCUGCUAGCAGGAUCUGCUGUUGGGCCAGGAGGGUUAAGCUUUGUGAGUGAAAUGGUGCAAGUUGAGACGGUGGCUCAAUUUGGUGUAAUUUUUCUUCUUUUUGCGUUGGGGUUGGAGUUUUCCACAACAAAGCUUCGAGUUGUUCGCGCGGUUGCUAUUCUGGGAGGCUUGCUCCAAAUUUUCUUAUUCAUGUGCUUGUGUGGAGUUAUAGCCUCAUUAUGUGGUGGUAAACUGUCAGAGGGGGUAUUUGUUGGUACAUUUCUGUCAAUGUCCUCGACAGCAGUGGUGUUGAAGUUUUUGAUGGAGAAAAACAGUACCAAUGCCCUUCACGGACAAGUUACCAUUGGCACCCUUAUUUUGCAGGAUUGUGCUGUGGGUUUGCUGUUUGCCUUGCUUCCAGUUCUGGGUGGAACUUCGGGUGUUCUACAAGGAAUAAUAUCCAUGACAAAAUCGUUGGUGGUGUUGAUUUUGUUUCUGGCUGUUUUGUCAAUAUUAUCCCGUACUUGUGUACCGUGGUUCCUUAAACUUAUGAUAAGCCUAUCAUCACAGACCAAUGAACUCUAUCAAUUGGCAGCAGUUGCAUUCUGCCUACUUGUAGCUUGGUGUAGUGAUAAGCUUGGUCUAAGCUUAGAGCUGGGUUCCUUUGCUGCUGGAGUGAUGAUAUCAACAACUGAUCUUGCUCAGCAUACACUUGAACAAGUUGAACCCAUUCGUAAUUUCUUUGCUGCACUUUUUCUUGCUAGCAUUGGGAUGCUGAUACAUGUUCACUUCCUCUGGAACCACGUGGAUAUCUUACUAGCAUCAGUUUUAUUAGUGAUCAUUGUGAAAACAAUUGUUAUUACCAUAGUUGUCAAGGGGUUCAGCUACAACUACAAGACUUCACUUCUUGUUGGAAUGUCUUUGGCACAGAUUGGGGAAUUUGCUUUUGUUCUUCUCAGUCGUGCUUCUAACCUUCAUCUAGUUGAGGGGAAACUUUACCUGCUUCUUCUUGGGACAACAGCUCUUAGUCUGGUUACUACUCCAUUGCUUUUCAAGCUAAUACCUGCUGUGGUACAUCUUGGUGUCCUACUACGCUGGUUCUCCCCUGACAGUCCGAGUGAGAUUGGAUUCAAAGGAGAAAAUCUCCGCUCAGAGAGUGCUAAGCAGCGGAUUGCCUUAAUUACGAAGGAUCUAAUUCAUGAAGGCUAAAUGGAUAUAUAAUUUUGCAGUUUUGCCCAAUAUUUAUGUUAUGCUCUGCCCAAGUUUCUUAUGGUGUGAAAGAGCUCAAAUGUCCCCUUUUUGUCAUACAAAGUGUUCCCGGGUAUUGUUUCUGUUACACAUCUCUGACCCAAAUAGAGCCGAGAAAGCAACUCGAGCCUCAGAAAUGUUGGAGAACAGGAUAGUCGCAAUCUAACUUCAGAAACUACUAACAGAUUGAAGCUUCACCUUCUAGUGAGAUAAUCGUGAUAUUCAACUGUGUGACCUUUCUUUCUUUUUUUAACUUUUUCUUUUUCAAAUGUAAAAUAAUUUCAACUUGUAAUGUAAUUCUGAUUGGUAGAUGUAAUUGUCGCUGUUCUUAUUCAAUGCAUUUGUUCAAAUUGUAGAAAUCGGUUUAUCAAUUCAUGUCACUCAUUUGAAAAUUUGGUGUAUGAAUUAUUUUUUUAUGAAGUAAAGUCAUUUAAUUCA
Camellia sinensis is the source of this 2402-nucleotide messenger RNA. It is a transcript of the gene KEA6, whose product is annotated as K+ efflux antiporter 6. Lineage: Eukaryota; Viridiplantae; Streptophyta; Magnoliopsida; Ericales; Theaceae. Gene Ontology annotation, molecular function: potassium:proton antiporter activity. Gene Ontology annotation, biological process: proton transmembrane transport; potassium ion transmembrane transport. Gene Ontology annotation, cellular component: membrane. The record is from RefSeq and is a predicted model, not a curated record.